Bactrocera latifrons is the source of this 1998-nucleotide messenger RNA. It is a transcript of the gene bys, whose product is annotated as bystin. Gene Ontology annotation, biological process: rRNA processing. Bases 97 to 1407 code for a protein of 436 amino acids. Gene Ontology annotation, molecular function: snoRNA binding. The record is from RefSeq and is a predicted model, not a curated record. Gene Ontology annotation, cellular component: nucleolus; preribosome, small subunit precursor; cytoplasm. The transcript has 7 exons. Lineage: Eukaryota; Metazoa; Arthropoda; Insecta; Diptera; Tephritidae.
CAAUGUCAUUUUUAAGUCAAAACUAGAAAAACAAUAAACGCACGUGUGAUUUUAUAAAGAGCUCUCAAAAUUAAUUUGGAAUAAUAAUAAAACAGAAUGGUUAAGCCAAAAAAAGCCAAUUUAGUUCAAAAUAAAAAUGUAGCUUUGGAGAAGCAAUUAGUUCAGGGUAAAAUAACGAAACGAAAAAACAAAGAUAAGUUUCAUUUGCGCGCAGAAGAAAGUUCGAUGCUAGAUAGUAAAACAAGCAAAAAAAUUUUAGAUGCUGCGAAAGCCCAACAGUUGGAACUUAACGAUGAUAAUUUCCCUAGCCUAGGGGGGGAAAAAGCCUACACUCAUGUCAACAUAGGAGAAAUUGCUGAAGAGGACGAAAAUAAAGAUGUCACUGAAAAUGACUUUAUGGAUAAUUUAGAAAUCGAUGCAGAAGAUGCCAAAGCAUUCGAACGUUUUCAAAAUCCUCAGGAAGGAAAGCGAACAUUAAAAUUAUCUGAUAUCAUACUGGAAAAAAUUCAAGAAAAACAACAAGAUAUUCAGAGUAAACUCACUGAUAAUGGAUCUCUUAAUAUAGAGGAUAUAGACCCCCGGGUGCGAGAAAUGUAUGAAGGAGUUAGAGAUGUAAUGAAGCGGUAUCGAAGUGGAAAAGUGCCGAAAGCAUUUAAAAUUAUUCCAAGACUACGAAAUUGGGAGCAGAUUUUAUUUAUAACGGAACCGCAUAAUUGGAGUGCUGCAGCUAUGUUUCAAGGAACUCGUAUAUUUUGUUCAGUUCUCUCGCACGCAAUGGCUCAGCGGUUUUAUAAUUUGGUUUUGUUGCCGCGCAUUAGAGACGAUCUUUGCGAAUAUAAAAAACUUAAUAUGCAUUUGUACAAUGCUUUAAAAAAAGCACUAUUCAAACCAGCUGCUUUUAUGAAAGGUAUAAUACUUCCUUUGUUAGAGGCUGGAGAUUGCACUUUGCGAGAAUCAAUUAUAUUUGGAAGCGUCAUCGCACGCAGUUCGAUUCCCGUAUUGCAUUCGUCAGCAUGUUUACUCAAAAUAUGUGAAAUGGGAUAUACAGGAGCAAAUUCAAUAUUUAUUCGCUACUUCCUUGACAAACGUUAUGCAUUACCUUACCGUGUUAUCGAUGCCGCCGUUUUUCAUUUUAUUAGAUUUGAAAAUGAUAAACGUGAAAUGCCUGUAUUGUGGCAUCAAAGCUUAUUAACGUUUGCACAACGUUAUAAGAACGACAUUUCUUCCGAGCAAAAAGAAGCUUUGCUUAAUUUAUUAAGAAAGCAAUCACACCCAAAGAUUACACCUGAAAUUCGAAGAGAACUUUUGGCAUCAAGUUGUAGAGAUAUUGAAAUGAUGGAAUAUAGCAACGAGACUGCUGCAAUGCCAGUAGAAAUGUACACUGAUAAAGAUGUUUGCUAUGAAUAAACAUGUUCAACGUAUAGCAUGUAAAUGUGAUUCUGUAUUUAUUGCUAGUUAUCAAUAAUUAACCAAGAUUUCUAGAAAAGCUUUUAUUUAUCUAAAAACUAGAAAAAGAGAAGAAAUGAGAGAGUUAAAAGCAGAGGAGUUGUUAAGGGAUUGUAUCAGUGUGAAAUUUUCGAAAAAUGGAUAUUAUUAUUCUAUUUAUAUUAUACCUUAUCGGAUACUAUGCAUUGAAGUAAACAUUCUCUCAUAUUUUGAAAACGAAAUAAAAAUUAUUACAGUCACUACAACGUUUCAUGUAGAAACGGAACAGAGUGGAGAACAUACCGACUCCAAUCUAUAAACGCUCUUUUUCUCAGAAAAGUGGUUUUCAAAACGGUUUCCACUAUCAAAGGAAGGUUUUUUGAACAUAUCUAGUUCCAAUUUGGAGAGAACAUUUCUUUUAUCGUCAUUCUCUAUAGCGCUAUGGAAGGUUUUUUUUACGAAAAACUGUAGAAAAUAAGGGAAUAAGGAAAUAAUCGAAACUUUUUGUUCAAACAGAUUAAUAAACUUUUUGAAAUGUUUGUUUCAAAUCAAAAUUGCGGCCGCAAUCAUGGA